AUCGUAGCACACGAAAAACAAAGACGGUGAAAAUAUUGUCUACAUUAAGAAGAGAGAACAGAAAAAGCAUGUGUGCGCACGCAUAAGAACGAAGAAGAUAGUAAGAGAGUGCCAAGGAGGGAAUGAGAGGGAAUAGAGGCGUGCAGCAAGCAGUACGACAGGACGUAGAACGGCCGCUGCCGUGGUGUUUGGGCUCGGCUCGGUUGUGCCGCAUCCGUUAUGACGAUACGAUAAUCCAGCGCUUAGCGCUGUGAGUGUGUAAUACAUUACUUGCCAUUACGCAUUAUUGACAUUUAUAUUUUACGAGAAAUUCGGGGAGAACGUGAUGGAAGUGUAUUGUUUUCUAAUCUGAUUGGUAAACUGUUCCUUCGUUGAUCGUUAGAGUUCUUUCAUACGCCAUGUGCCAUUGCUCUAUGUGUAUUUCCUUUCUCUUUCGGUUGUGUUCGGUUAAAUUUUCAUAAAAAUAUUCGUGUAACUAGUUUACCGGUGAAUUAUUUUAAUAAAAAUUUUCUAUUAGUGAUUCUGGUGUUCUGUGUUAGUGUAAGUGCAAAGACGGAAUUUUCUUCUUUCUAUAUCUCUACAUUAUUAUACGGUUUAAAUUACAAUAAGGAAUAAGAACAAUAACGAGAGAAGCAGAAAAGGGGAUAGACGGUGGAUUUGCUGAGCUCAAGUGGAAAAGAUAUCUCGCAAGGAGCGCAAGUGGCGUAUCAAGAUGGCGCAUAAUUUGGCACCGAGCGUCAACUGUUCGCUCGACGACAUUGAUCUGAACGCUUUGAAGGAACCAGCAGGUAUUUUCGAGUUAAUCGAAGUUGUUGGUAAUGGAACCUAUGGCCAAGUUUAUAAAGGCCGACAUACCAAAACUGGACAAUUGGCAGCCAUCAAAGUUAUGGACGUUACAGAAGACGAAGAGGAAGAAAUCAAAUUAGAAAUAAAUGUAUUAAAAAGGUAUUCGAAUCACAGAAAUAUAGCAACGUAUUACGGUGCCUUCGUGAAGAAGUCAUCACCUGGAAAGGAUGAUCAAUUGUGGUUGGUUAUGGAGUACUGCGGAGCUGGCUCCGUUACAGACCUUGUCAAGUCAACUAAAGGUCAGAGUUUAAAGGAGGAAUGGAUUGCUUAUAUAUCACGGGAAAUAUUGAGAGGACUUAGUUAUCUUCACAGCAAUAAGGUUAUACACAGGGACAUCAAAGGGCAAAAUGUUUUGUUAACCGAUAAUGCUGAAGUUAAGCUUGUUGAUUUUGGCGUUAGCGCACAAUUAGAUCGGACAAUAGGUAGAAGAAAUACAUUUAUUGGAACGCCAUAUUGGAUGGCUCCAGAAGUAAUAGCCUGUGAUGAAAAUCCUGAUGCUACAUACGAUAACAGAAGCGAUCUUUGGUCAUUGGGAAUUACCGCUUUAGAAAUGGCCGAAUCACAACCUCCGCUUUGUGAUCUUCAUCCGAUGCGAGCUUUAUUUCUGAUCCCACGUAAUCCACCACCAAGACUCAAAUCGAAAAAGUGGGCGAAGAAAUUCCACGGUUUUAUUGAAACGGUUUUAGUAAAGGAUUAUCAUCAACGGCCGUAUACAGAGCAACUCCUUAAGCAUCCGUUUAUUCGGGACCAACCAACCGAGAGACAAGUUAGGAUACAACUUAAAGAUCAUAUUGACCGCUGUAAAAAGCGUAAACAGGAGAAAGAAAGAGACGAUUACCGAUAUAGUGGUAGUGAAAAUGAAGAAGACGAACCGGCAUUAGCUGGUGAAGCGUCAUCCAUUGUUCAAGCACCUGGUGGUGAUACUUUGCGUAGAAAUUUCCAACAAAUUCAGGAAGGUAGGACCCUAACCCAAGAAGUAAAUCCACAACCACCCGCUGCUAAAGAAAAACCGAGUAGCAGAACUCAAAGAGAUAUACCAGAACCAGGGCCACCUGCACGUCCUGCUAUACCACACAGAUUAAUUGUAGUUCCAGACCCCCAACCACCAUCUCGGCCAUUACCUCCAACACCCAGAGAUGAUCCACGACAACCUCAUAAAGUUUCUACACCGCCAUCCAAUCAUCAACCUCUUAUUGGUGGGGCUGGUAGUGGAGGUUCUGGUGGACAAGCUGCAUCGCAAAGAAACAGUCAUGUGUUUAAGCCUAUGCUGCCUCCAAGGAAGCCAGAGGACUUGGACAUGCUGGCCGCUCAACUCAACGAGCUUGGUGUGUCACAGGGCCCAGAGGCCCCGCCAAGGCCGAACAGGCAGCAUAAGGCUGUGUCAUCAACAUCCAACUCCGGUCAGCCCGCAAGCAGCAAUGAUCAAAACAAUAAACAAAUGCCACAGUCUUCCAGUAUACUCGAUCAAGCUUUGUCCGUUGAAAGCGACAGCGAUGAUGAUCUUGAAGAUGCAGGGGGAAAUAACGCAAGGAACGAUGGCACAUUACUUGCUAGCGACCCACCGAAACCUUUACCCGAAUUUUCUCCUUUCAGACCAUCGGCAGAUCCAUCGUCUACAUCGUCGCACAAUGCUCAGAAUUCACACCUCGAAGGUAAGCCGAAAGGUGGAGCACCAAAUCGACCUCUUCCACCGACCCCUGAUGAGGAAGAAUCAGGAGAUCGUACGCUAGUCAUGAAACGGAAACUUAGUCAGAUGUCAGACGAUCGCGGCACGGCUAACAACAACCGGCGCUCCGAGGCGGAGGAGCAACUUCUACUGAAGGAGUGGGAUUUCACCCGCUUCUUUCAGGGUUUUAACGAACGAUUGGAUAAAAUGAAACAAGAACCUUCGCAAGAGACAACGGAGACGAGCAAGUGUAUUAACGAGAAUCACCUUUCUUCGUCGUCCACGGAGAAAACGUUAAAGAGGCAGGAUCAGUUAUCGUCUCGUAGGAAGUAUGAGAAUCAUUCGCAGCAGCAACAGCAUCAUCAAAAGCAGCAACAGCAGUUGAAAACAGCGCAUAGACGACAAGAAAGCGAUUCGAAGCUUGGCAACACGUCCAGCGCUUUUGCACGUGCUUUCCGCCGCGAGAAUUCCGACUUUUUUCCUUCCGCGAGACACUCUGCAUAUUUACAGAAGUCAGACUCAGCAAGAUCGAGCAUAUUCUCAAGCGGUAACCGGCGUGGCAGCGAGAUAAGCGUUGCCGGUAUCGUCGGGAAAAAAGGGAACGUCGUGAGUACCGGCGAGCCGGUUCUUACGGACUUUUCGUUCGGUCGUGACGGUCUUCAGAGGCCUAGAAGGGAAAAAACUGAGAGCGAAAUCGUUUUCGGUAGUAGACACGAGGCCAGAAGGUUCGACUUUGGACGUGAUAAAGACGACACUACGAGAAGACGCAGUUGUAGACCAUCAGAUGCUGUUUCUGUCAGCGUUGACGAAGCAGGAACUAUUAAAUCUACGGCCAGUACAACGGCUAGCGAGUACAGCCCCAUUGUCACCCAGAAUCGGGAAAGUGGUGAUCGUUCGAGAGGCGGAGGAAGUGGUGGUGAUUUUCAGAGGUCGGAUUCAUCCCCCGGAUCACGGCCCAGUUCCGUCUUGCCGGAUCUUCUUACCUCGUCACCAGGUCAACGACAGGAUAAGACAACAAGUGAAGAGUAUCGGCAAGCAGUUAAAUCACCACAACCACUUGCAUUUCAACAGAAGCAAAGAUCUUUCCUGACCUUUGGUUUCGGCGCGGGACCAGCUAGAAGGGAGUCUCACGUAAAUGUUAAUGUGACACCAACCAGCCACGACCUCGCGUCUGACACACCUGAAAUACGUAAAUACAAGAAACGAUUCAACAGUGAGAUUCUGUGCGCUGCACUUUGGGGAGUAAAUUUACUAAUUGGCACUGAAAAUGGUCUGGUGCUAUUGGAUAGGAGUGGUCAGGGCAAAGUAUAUCAGUUAAUAAGUAGAAGACGGUUCCAACAGAUGGAAGUUCUGGAAGGACAAAAUAUUUUGGUUACAAUUAGCGGAAAGAAGAAUCGAGUACGAGUAUAUUAUCUUUCUUGGCUUAAAAGUAAAAUCUUGCGAACCGAUGGACACAGUGAUCAAGUUGAACGACGUAAUGGUUGGAUUAACGUUGGCGAUCUUCAGGGUGCGGUACAUUUCAAGAUAGUCAAAUACGAGAGAAUAAAGUUUCUUGUCAUCGCACUGAAAGACUCCAUAGAAAUUUACGCUUGGGCACCUAAACCUUAUCACAAAUUCAUGGCUUUUAAAUCAUUCGGUGAACUAGCGCAUAGACCACUACUUGUCGAUCUUACCAUAGAAGAGGGUACAAGGUUGAAAGUUAUUUACGGCAGUGCUGAUGGUUUUCAUGCCGUUGAUUUAGAUUCGGCAACGGUCUAUGAUAUUUAUCUGCCAAAACACACUCAGGGCCCCAUUUGUCCACAUUGUAUUGUGGCAUUACCAAACAGUAACGGCAUGCAGUUACUGUUAUGUUAUGAUAAUGAAGGUGUAUACGUAAACACUUAUGGUAGACUUUCCAAGACCAUGGUUCUACAAUGGGGAGAAAUGCCCACUAGUGUUGCAUAUAUUGGUACAGGACAAAUUAUGGGCUGGGGCAACAAAGCUAUUGAGAUUAGAAGCGUAGAAAGUGGACACCUUGAUGGUGUGUUCAUGCACAAGAAAGCUCAACGGCUCAAGUUCCUUUGCGAGCGUAAUGAUAAGGUAUUUUUCUCGUCAGCUAAAGGUGGAAGUGCGUGCCAGAUCUACUUCAUGACAUUAAAUAAACCUGGCAUGGCUAACUGGUGAUCCCGAAUGAGGCCAAAUCUGGCCCUCAAAUUAUCUUUACGAAUAAGGACACAAAACCUUUCUCGUGUAUCGAGAUACGUAUCAUCGCCAUUCAUGUUAAUUCGUUCUUCACUGCCAGGAUUUAAAGCCAUGGAAAGCAGACAAUGUUAUUAUUGGAGUCAACAACAUUGUCAUUAUUUUCAGUCUUACUACAAUUGUCAUUAUUAUCAUUAUCAUCGUCGACGUCGUCUUCGUCGUCGUCUUUUGCGCUAUCAUCGACGUCGUCGUCGUCGUCGUCGACGACGUCAUCAUUGUUAUCGUCAUCGUCAACGCCACCACCAUCAUUAUUACCAUCAUCAUCAUCAUCACCUCCACCAUAACUACUAUCAUUUUUAUCCACAUGACCAUUAUAAUCUAUAUCGAUAUGUUUGCUCGAGUAAUUGCACGUUAAUAGAAAAACACCAAAUGUUCAAUGAAAUAUCUCAACAAUGUCUUCGAUUGUUCUUGCAAAGUAUACAAGGGACUUGUAUAAAAAUAUCACUUCAUAAAAAUAUUUCUGUGCUUUUUUAACUGUUCAUCUUACGUGAUGCAACUUAGCAUAUGACAGAAGAAAUGUUCCUUCUUUACCGUAAUAUUCCUCUUGACAGAGAAAAGUAAAUAAGAAAAAAGCUACCAUAUAUGCACAAAACUUCUACUUCAUAAUAAUUAAUUUAUCGUGUUACUAAUUGCUAAAUAUAUUUCUUAUACAUGAAAGAAUCCUUUGCAUGAAUUAUAAUUUCGAGAUAACAAAUAACAAGAGAGAACGAUUUAAGACAAGUCAAAUUUUUAAUUUGGAAUAAUUUUAAAAACUCGAACUUGAUACGUUAUUAGUGACUCGUAAUAAGAGUUAUUACAUUGUACUACUCUAAGUGUAAAAGAACUGUGCAAUAUCAAUGCUUUGGUUUGUAUGGACGAAGAGAUUUUUCGUAAUGAGUUUGUAACAAGUGGCUGAACUUUUCUAUGAUAAUAAGAGAAAUAUGAACUAUUUCGAUAGCUGUAAGUGCAAAUACGCGAGCAAAAUGCAGUGUGAAUGGAUUUUUGCGAUUUACAUUUCGAGGAAGAAAGAGUAUAGAGAGAACGCGCGCGCAAGAGUGAAAGUAGGAGCGAUAUAACGAAUGCGAAGGAAUGUAUGUAACGUAUGUUUUUAAAGUCAUUUUUUAUUGAAUAUAUUUUCUUUCCAUUCAUAAAGAUUAUUAUAAUUGACGUACUAUUAAUUUUUUUUCUGGAAAGAUUGCUCUCAUGAUAUACACAUAUGUAAUCAACAUAUAUGUAUCAUUGCAUCAAGUUUAUGUUAGAAUAACCUAAGUGGAAGAACGACAUUGUUUUUAACAGCAAAAUAAUGGAAGAAUAGCGAUGGACUAAAAAAAUGUUAUAACUAAAAUUAGGAAUAAGGGAGAUAAUUACUAAUGUUAUUAACUGUAUAGUUUGUAGUAAUCGAAGGACUCAUAUGUUCUACUUCUGCAAUUUAAAAUAAUGACGAUGACGAUGAUAAUACGACGAUAUAAUAUGUGGCGUUGGAUAAAUUGCAUUUUUUACAAGUAAUAGAUUUAUGUUAGCAGUUUUUGAGACGUAAAGUGAUAAGGUGCAAAGAAAACAUUUUUUUUUUGUUUCAUUAUUUUUUCUAAGAUUUACUAAUAUACUUCUUACGUUUAACUUGCACCCUCCUCUUUGCGAAAGGUAUUCGCUUCGAUAUAGUCGUGUGUUAUUUACUUCUAGCAAAUAAUACAAGCAAUCAAGGAAACGCGUUCAAUAUUCGAAUAAAGGACAAUUUAUAUUAUAUUAUAUAUGAUAAGACGUCAUGCAUAGAAAAUUGAUAAUUUCCUUUUCUUACUACUUACUCGCUCAAUAUUAUACGAAUUAACGAAUAUUAUUCAUCCGCAAAUUUAUAAUUUCAAAAGUAGAAGUAUUCUUGACGACGGUCUUAUUGAUCAAACUGAAUUAUAAAUGUUGUACCUUGAAACUGUGACUUUUGUAAUUAAGAAACAGAUUAAAACACAUCGCACGUACAUAUAUCGCAAGUGCGUCCUACCAUUCAGAAUGAAGUUUUAUACGGAACUUUCUGCUAGAAAUAAUUUUAGUUUGAAUAGUUCUAUAUGUAAUUUACAUCGGGCUUGCCUUUUUAAAUACUUUUGACUUUGUAUCAAAUGUAAAUUGGAAUAAGAAUGGUUAUGCAUUUCAUCUUUUCUUUUAUAUAAUUGCAGCUUUUUUAUGUCGUUUCUAAUUGAAUUUCGAUUUAUACCGUAUAUCGUGUACAAAGUUUAUUACACAUAUUAAGCUUUCCUCUUAAUCGUUGGGUAAUAUUGGAAUUGUAAGUCAGUAAUUAUAAAGUUGAUUUCGUUUUUAUUACUAUUAAAUGUCGGGCAUAUUUUGCUUAAUGUAUCAUCGUAACUGAUUAAUAAAAGGUCUACGGCAAUAAUGUAUCAAUAAGGGCGAGAUUCGAAUUUCGAAAAAAAAGGGAAAAAAAAAAGAAAAAAAAAAGAUACGUAAUGUACACUCAUUUAUUUAUUUGUAUGUAAAUAAAUAUAUGACGUGGUAUAUGAUAAAUAAAUAAUACGUCAUACUUAUUUAUUUGAAUGCGUUUCAACAUUUUUUUACGAUGUUCUUGAAAUAUGAUGGUUAAUUUUUAAGAAACUUUAUUUUUAAUAUUUUGGACAUCGGAAACACUGGAAAACGCAUUCGUAGUAAGUAGAUGCAAAGAGGAGGACGUUUAGCUAGUGCAACGAAAGACUGUUUUCUGGUGGAGAAAAAGAGUUUCUAUUACGCUGGGAUGGAAGGAAAGGAACAGGGAGUGAUUAAUCGAUUGCGCGCGCGGAGUGUAUGCGAGUAAGAGAGAAAUAGAAUUUUUAGCGAAUGCUAUACGUAUGGACGGUCAUUUACAAAUAAUAGGGAUUCCAAUAUUAUUAUAACGAUAAUAUUGCUACGUUAAACAGAUUCGUGAAUUAAUUUCGUGCAAGAAUUCCUCCAUCACUUUCGGUUCCUUCGGUUAAUACUACGUUCCAUCCAUUUACUUUUACUUUAUCAUCUUGCACAUUGUUUCCCAAAGAUGGUAGUGAUGAUUUUUUAAAAAUACUAUAAUAAUUAUUAUUUCUAUAGUUUAUAAUUGCAUUAUUGUUGCGAUUAUUCUAUCUAUCCGUACGCCAUUAUGACCAUCACCAUGCGGUAUAUUAUGAUUACAAUGAUUAAAAUUACUACUAUUAUUACUAUUAGUGAAGUCAAAUAUACAGACAAUUUGUAAUUGA
Bombus pascuorum is the source of this 7932-nucleotide messenger RNA. It is a transcript of the gene msn, whose product is annotated as serine/threonine-protein kinase mig-15. Gene Ontology annotation, molecular function: ATP binding; protein kinase activity. The transcript has 21 exons. The record is from RefSeq and is a predicted model, not a curated record. Gene Ontology annotation, biological process: protein phosphorylation. Lineage: Eukaryota; Metazoa; Arthropoda; Insecta; Hymenoptera; Apidae. Bases 713 to 4675 code for a protein of 1320 amino acids.